GCGGCCCCGGCCCCGCCGCACUCGCCGCUGCCGACGGAGCGGAGCGGAGCGGGAGCCGUGGCCGCCGCAGCCGCAGCCCUCAGCGCCAUUGCCGCCCGCUAUGGCAGGAGGCGGUUUUCAAUACAGUAGGAGUAGAUGACUUUGUCGUUGUGACUCUGGAUGCAGCAAAAUCCUGAAGGAUAGCCUCAGAAGAAGGAUUCUAACUCAGACUGUUGCCUACGGCAACUUGCAACUUGGACUGUCGCACUUUGCAUAGGCUGGAAGAAAUGCUGUAGAGGAGUUUGGCUGAGACGAGCCCUGGAUGCAAGUACCGGUUUCUUAAGGAGCCGUUGAUGCUGACGAUACUUAAAGAAAACCCUAAUGUUCCAGCUGGAUUACUCGGCGCUUUUCUAAUUCCUGGAGGUGCUGCGGUUUAAGUAAGAACUAGUCCUGUUAGUACCUGGCCUGUCACCUCAAGAAGCAUCCAUCUGGGUACUGUAUGCAAGUCCUUGACAUCCUGGAAACGAUGGGGAUUGGUAAGAAUACCACUUCGAAAGCGGUGGAGACAGGAGGCUCAACAGAAGGCAAAUAUGAGGAUGAAUCUAAACAUCCCACCUUUUUCACUCUGCCUGUCGUGAUAAAUGGUGGAGCAACAUCCAGUGGUGAUCAGGACACGGAAGACACAGAGUUGAUGGCAAUCUAUACUACAGAAAACGGCAUAGCGGAAAAGAGCUCUCUGGCAGAGACGCUGGACAGCAGUGGCAGUUUAGACGCACAGAGAACUGACAUGAUUUACACUAUCGAAGAUGUUCCUCCUUGGUAUCUCUGCAUAUUUUUGGGGUUACAGCAUUACUUAACGUGUUUCAGUGGAACUAUAGCAGUGCCCUUUUUGCUAGCUGAUGCCAUGUGUGUUGGAUUUGACCAGUGGGCUACCAGCCAGUUGAUUGGGACCAUUUUCUUCUGUGUGGGCAUCACUACGUUGUUACAAACAACUUUUGGGUGCAGGUUACCCUUGUUUCAAGCGAGUGCUUUUGCAUUCCUAGCACCUGCUAGAGCGAUACUGUCCUUGGAGAAGUGGAAAUGUAAUAAUACAGAUAUAACAGUUACAAAUGGAACGACAGAACUGCUUCACACUGAGCACAUCUGGUAUCCCAGAAUACGAGAGAUCCAAGGUGCUAUCAUCAUGUCCUCCUUGAUAGAAGUGGUGAUCGGUCUGCUUGGCCUUCCCGGCGCCCUGCUGCGAUACAUCGGGCCUCUGACUAUCACGCCGACUGUCGCUCUCAUCGGCCUCUCCGGUUUCCAGGCAGCGGGGGAAAGAGCAGGCAAACACUGGGGUAUCGCUAUGUUGACUAUUUUCCUAGUAUUGUUGUUUUCUCAGUAUGCCAGAAAUGUCAAAUUUCCUUUACCAAUUUACAAAUCCAAGAAAGGAUGGACAGCAUACAGGCUGCAGCUUUUCAAAAUGUUUCCUAUUAUUUUAGCUAUUUUGGUGUCAUGGUUGCUCUGCUUCAUCUUCACGGUGACGGAUGUCUUUCCCCCUGACAGUUCGAAGUAUGGCUUCUACGCUCGCACAGACGCCCGCCGAGGAGUGCUCUUGGUAGCUCCGUGGUUCAAGGUUCCUUAUCCUUUUCAGUGGGGACUGCCAACAAUUUCGGCUGCUGGAGUAAUCGGGAUGCUUAGCGCGGUUGUUGCUAGCAUUAUUGAAUCAAUAGGGGAUUACUAUGCCUGUGCCAGGUUGUCUUGUGCUCCUCCUCCUCCUAUUCAUGCAAUAAAUAGAGGGAUUUUCAUUGAGGGUCUUUCCUGUGUUUUGGACGGAGUAUUUGGGACGGGGAACGGAUCCACUUCUUCCAGCCCUAACAUUGGUGUCUUGGGCAUCACGAAGGUUGGAAGUCGGAGGGUUAUUCAGUAUGGUGCAGCCUUCAUGCUCUUGCUUGGAAUGGUCGGCAAGUUCAGCGCUCUCUUUGCAUCGCUGCCGGACCCCGUGCUUGGUGCCCUCUUCUGCACUCUCUUUGGAAUGAUUACAGCUGUGGGUCUGUCUAAUCUCCAGUUCAUAGAUUUAAAUUCUUCUCGUAACCUGUUUGUACUUGGAUUUUCCAUUUUCUUUGGACUUGUCCUUCCAAGCUAUCUCAAACAAAAUCCACUGGUCACAGGAAUAGCGGGCAUUGAUCAAGUAUUGAAUGUUCUCCUCACUACAGCCAUGUUCGUUGGUGGUUGCGUUGCGUUUAUUUUGGAUAAUACCAUUCCAGGAAGCCCUGAAGAAAGGGGAAUAAGGAAAUGGAAGAAAGGGGUUGGUAAAGGAAGCAAGUCGCUGGAUGGCAUGGAAACGUACGAUUUGCCCUUUGGCAUGAACUUUAUCAAAAAAUACAGGUGUUUCAGCUUCCUGCCAAUCAGCCCUACCUUUAUGGGCUACACGUGGAAAGGCUUCAGGAAAAGCAGUAACUGCAGGAGUUCAGACGAAGACUCGGAAGCUACAGUAUAGCCUUAGUUGAAAUUAUAUUAUCUAGUUGUAGUAAAAGAUGUAUUUGCAGUUUCUUGCUGAUUAAGAAGCAUUAAAAUAUAUGUUUUGUAUAUCUGCAUUUAAAUUCUGGAACCAGAGCUGAGACGGGUUUAAAAAAAAAAAAAAAAAAAAAAAGCUUUCCUGUUGUGGGUGGUGGUAGCCAGAUCUAGUGUCUCUGGGUCAAACUUUCAAAUGCUCCUCUGUUCACUUUUCAAAAGCUUUAGAUAUCUAUGCACCUAAGUCUGUUUUUAUUUUAAACGGAGCUUAGGUUCCUAAAGUAUUUAGGUGCUAUUGAAAAUGUUACUCUUUAUGGUGAUUUUUUUAUUUAAGUCAUUGAUGCUGGCGUUUUUGGCACGUUCAUUGCUGGCAAUGUUAGUUACGCCAGAAAAUUUGAAUCCUGUGAAAAGAAAAAAACUUGUACUUCUAAACACAACAUCGAAUCAACGUAGUAUUGUUUUCCAGUUGCUAGUUCACACAUUCCAUAUUUUCAGACCCCUGUAAACCAGACUUAGUUUGUACUGGCAAAUCAUGAGGAUUUUCUUUUCUUUUUUUUGAGUUAUUGAUAGUUGAGUCAGAUUUCCAGCGUGAGACAGACGUUCCCGUACUAACCUUUGCCGCUGAAAACUACGGCCGACUUCUGUUAGCUUAGUGCUGUUCAAGGAGCCACUCAUUUCAUGCCAGUUUGCAUUUUUAGGCGUUUGCUUUUUCUGCCUGGCGUCGAACCACCUCGUUAUUGUCCAGGUGCAGGUUUUCUUUAAAGGGACAUAUAUAGCUUUAGUUUUACGAAGAUGGGAAACUUUUAACUUCCGAUGGGACCCAAUAACAGUUCUUACAGCGCGAUGCCUGUAUCCAGCUAGACGACGCAGAGGUUUCCCGAAGGAAAAUGGUAAUUCAUUAAGCACUUUGAAGCAAUUAAGGUCUGCAUGUGUGCAGCUUUCCCCAUCAGGAAAAUGCUGCCAGCAUUCGCUUAUUUGGAUCUGUACAAAAUUUUCUUCCUUGGCUGUCGAGGUCUGGUGCUGCCCAAGUGUGGCUUACGUUACAUUGCCUCCUUUUCGUUUCUCUUCGUGGGGCGCCUUCCAAAGCUCGCUUCUUUUACAAAGGUGAUCUUCUUUUGUAGCGGAGACACUACAUUUGAUGUCCUCAUCCACUGGAUGGUUUAACGGGUAUUGGGUCCAAUCAGGGCACCAUUCAGAUUUUUUUCCUGGAAUAGUCUCAGCUCUGAUGUUACGUGGGUGUUCAUGCUCAUCAUGCGUUCAUAAUUAAAAGUUUUAUUCAUGUUUAAUGUUCUUACUGUUGCAAGUUAGUUUUAGACUUCAGUGUGGCCCCAAAAGCAUUUUUAAGCUGUGGAGAUCAUCAGGGAAAUGUAGUGUAAUGUAAUUUCAAGGCCAGUAUGCUCUACGGUGCUUGCGUUUUGUAUUCCUGGGAAAAAAAAAAAAGGUAACAGUAGAUCCUGUAAUUCACUAAUAUAUUUAUCAAACUUUGACUACUGGACACGAGCGCAGGAACUCUGUUUUCUCCGAGUCGACUUCCAGGUGAAUUUGUUAUUGGUUAGUGAAGCAUGGAAGGGUUUGGGUGGGGAGGGCGAGGAAGGAGCUUAAUGGAUCAGUACUGAGUAGUGUAGAAUCGCAACGAUUCCAUUCAUAUCGUUUUCAGCAUGUCAUGGCUGUUUCCAGAAACUAUCUUAUACCGCUUUUUUUCCAUAGCGAAGCAUGUGUGUGUUCCCGCUUCAGGGAACUUUCAGUAGUUUGCAGUCUUGGUGUCAAUUGGACUAUCUCGAAAGCUGGUCAGAAGAGUUACUGUAGAAUAGACAAUUUAGUUUGCCUGUGAAACUAAGUCUUUUUAUAAUUUUAAAAUGUUUCCUCUUUGGGUAGUGAGGUGUUAGAUUUUUUUCACAUCCACUUGCAGAUAGUUGGAGCGCGGAGACCUCUAAUCAGUGGCACAAAGCUUCCAAAUUUCCCAACUUUAUAUGCAACCAAAGAUGUGUGGGAGAGAUGGGGAAAUUCAAGAAGAAGGGGCUGAAAAAGAAAAAGGAGGAAGGAGGAAAAAAAAAAAAGGAACAAAAAAGAAAAAGCCAUCUGUUUACGGUGGCUAUAAUCAUGUGAAAUGCCAAAGUUGGUUAAUUUAUAAAGGUUGAGAAAGGGAAGCAAAAGCUUUGGCUUUAAAAGUGUCACCUCUUAAAUAUUUCAGUGCUUCAAGCCCAGUGAUUGCACCGGGCACAGGAUACGGCAGUGCAACCUGCGUUUUGAGGCUUUUCUGACCUUCUCCCCCCAGAUACUCUCACGAUAGCAUGAAUGCUUAUCCAGUGAAGAGAUGAGGCAGUGAGAAAUGUUCUUCUCUCGCGUUUGGAUGGAGUGAGGCUGUACAUGUUCUUUACAGCCUUACCUUGAACAUGUUGGAAAGAGUUGCCAGUUGGAUGUGAUGCUGGAGUCAAAUUAUAAGGCGAUGAACCCAAGGACUUUUGUUUUUCCUUCCCCGGGGCAGAAUACCAACCUUUUUUUGCAGUGUAAGAAAGAAUACUGGAAUAAGUGAAGUCAGAUUAUUCUGUCAGAUUUUUGGAGUUAAUCCUUUCUUGGCUUUUGGUCCUGCCAUACUGGUUCUGUCGACUGGCGGAGAGGAGCAUGGUAGCGUUUAGUUGGCAUGCUUUGCUUUUCUAGCCACUUAACUUGGUAACACUAAAGUAAGUAGCUGUAGUUAGCCGACGUUUUCGUAACGAAAUUUAUAUAACGUGUAACAUGAGACGACAACUGUCUUAAUCUCAUUAGGAUAUGAAUGGUUAAAGAUGAGCCUUGGUUUUGCAAAGGAGACCUGCUGAAACGCCUGUUAUAGCAAAAGGUUAUAACGAAGUCAUUGGCAGUACCUUAAAUGUACAGGGAAUGUUUUGAUGCGACCGCGGCGCUCGGGAUGCCUCCGGGUGCAUCUCUCCGAGGCUUUGCCCGAAGGGAAGGACGGAGCUCCUAGGCAGUUCCCCUUUCUUAUGCCACUGGAAUGAUCCCGGCGCUGCCAGUCGAAGGAGACGCACAUGCAAUGUUUGCUUUUUUUUUUGGUGAGGGAAAUGCUGAGAAUUGCCCCCAUUUUUGUACAGUUGAGGCAGGUGAUUGUGGACCUUAGCUACCGCUCCGGCGCGCGUUUGGCUCGUUGCGAGGGCUGUUGGGAAGCGCCGUGGCCUUCGGAGGCGCGCGGCUGUGCUGCUGCAGCUGGCAGACGUGUUGCAGAGGAUUAACUUGCAAUUCAGAGAAGCAUUUAAAUCCUUAGCGCUUGUUGUUUACGUCCGGGCUUUGAUGGGUAAGAGGUAGCUAGGUGCAGAAACGCGACUGUAAAUGCAAUACUGUAUUUUUCCUACGUGUGUAACUGCCUGCCUUUCCAACUGCUAAACUGAACAAAACCACGUACAGAAGACAACGCCUGAGAGAGGAGAGGCGACGUUUCAGCCAGACGUUAAGACAGAAGGGCAAAUAUUCAUGGUAGAAAUAUCAUUUUGUCAUAUCAAAGAUGGUAUAAAUGUAUGCAAAACAAAAUAACUUGGGACUUUUGAUAUUGUAUUUUUUUUUUAGGUUAAAUUAAGAAUUCUUGCUGACAUGUUUAAACACAUUUUCUAAAGCAAAUACUUACAAAUUAUGCCUAUGGAAAUGUAGGUUUCAUAGCGAACUUAGCUAUGACUGACUAACGUUGUCAUAUUAGACUGUGGCGACCGAGGAGCUUAACGAGCUGCCUCGUGCAGAAAGUUCAAACUUAAACCCAGAAUUUGCUUUAUGCCUUUUAAUACUGACUUUCAAUAUGGCAACUUGGUUUGUACAUGAAUAUUGCAGUAUUUUAUUUCCAUAUAUUAAAAAUAACAUUUCCACCCAGGAUCAUGGCCGCAGUCUUCCUGGGAGGGAGUGGUAUGAUUGUCAUGACAAUGUCAUGUGAUGGUAGAAUUUCUUCAUUGACGAAUCUAUAGUAGUUGUGUAUACUUUAUUUACCCAUGUUUAUGUUACUACCAAAAACUAAAGGGUUUCUUUAUUGUUCAUCUCCCUACUGAAAUCGUGGUACUCCCAGUGCACAAUUGACGCUUGCAAACUGAAAUCCUCGGUCCUAUUUAUACCACAAGCAGCAUCAGUCGAGCGAGACCGGUCGAUUAUACCGACGCGUCCUUGCCGAAAGGCGUCGGAAAUGGCGCAUUUUGUGGUAUAAACAGCACUGCGGGCACAUGUGGUUUCAAAAGAGCCAGCUUCUAAUGGUUCGAGUUAGCCAUUAGAUGUUUACACGCGAUCUAAAGCAACCUGUGCUUAACAUGAUUUGUAUAUUGAUGUAGAAAAUGCAUGUGACAGACCAGCACAACCUACCGUGUUUUUUUUUUUAAGUGGCCUUCUUAAACCAAAAAUGACAUUUUUCUUUUCUUCUUUUAAGGGGGGAGCGAGUGGGUCGCGCUUUUUGCCGAAAACUUCCCACUUGGUGCAUGUUCCUUAGUAUUUCUCGUUAAGGCUGAUGGCCUUUUUGGGCAUGGGGUGACGGUUACUCUCUGCUCUCAUGUGUUAUAGCUGUGAUAGGUCAUUGCAGUAUUGGAGGAGGCCACAAGUUUGCCAGUGUUUCGCUUCUGCCCAUGAGUCUAAACAGCUUAGUGCUGGGCUGCUUUACGUAUUGGGGAUCCGUGUUGGGAAACAUCCACAAUAUUCCUGUCUAGUUAUAAUUUGACUGUGACUGUGCAUCGUCAUCUGUACAUAUAGAUAUGAGAGAUAUAUUUAGAAUUGCCUUGUGUAUUUUCCGGCAUUUACUACAUCUUUCCCGGUAAAUCAUCUUGCUGCCAGUCCAAAUUAUUGUACUUUGUCUGUUUAUAACAACCUUUGGCGUAACAAACUAUUGACUGUUCUUAGGCAGUGGGGAUAUUUUUUUUUUCCAUGACUUUUUUGUGACUGACUUUGGCUGUAAAACUUUUUUGUUACACAGCAAGUUUUUUUUUUUCCUGAGAUGUGUAAUUCCUUUAUGGAUUUUUUUUUUUAAUUUCAUAUUUUUUUCUAACAUGGCUUCAUUAAACAAAUAUUUAAAAAUGUAAUAUUUGGACCAGAUGUUGUGAAUAAUAGUAGAUAAAGCUAUUUUAUUCUGUAUUUUUAAAGCUGUUCAGUAUAAAUAAACGCGGGCAUAGAUGCAA
Messenger RNA from Dromaius novaehollandiae (emu), 7598 nucleotides. It is a transcript of the gene SLC23A2, whose product is annotated as solute carrier family 23 member 2. Gene Ontology annotation, molecular function: transmembrane transporter activity. The coding region runs from base 479 to 2455 and encodes 658 amino acids. The record is from RefSeq and is a predicted model, not a curated record. The transcript is spliced from 18 exons. Gene Ontology annotation, biological process: transmembrane transport; L-ascorbic acid metabolic process. Lineage: Eukaryota; Metazoa; Chordata; Aves; Casuariiformes; Dromaiidae. Gene Ontology annotation, cellular component: membrane.